AUUCCACUUCAGAAUUGGAAAAAAUAAAAUAGUAAAAUCUAAUGAGAAAUCUCUGACACUUAAUGGGAAUGAUACGAGGUUCCUUUCCAUAUUUCUCUCUCUCUGAUCUCUCGUUCGACCAUUGACGAUGGCGUCAGCUCCAAAGCAGCCUCUGCAACAUCCUUGUGCUUCUAAACCCCCAAGGUAUCCAUCUUCCGCCGCCGCCAUUGCUGCUGCUGCAGACUCCCAAAUUCCGAACCCUAACCCUAACCCUAGCACAAACGUCUCACCGUCGAUGGCUAAUUCACCGAUUUCGAUGCCGCGGGAGGAUCAGAUCCUCGCGCGCUCCUCUCACCUCACCCGCACGGAGCUUCUCCGGCGCCGAUCACACCACCUGAAGCAGCUAUCCAAGGUCUAUAGAGACCAUUAUUGGGCUCUAAUGGAGGAUCUGAAGGCGCAGUACAGGGAGUACUACUGGAGGUUCGGUGUUAGUCCUUUCAAAGACGAACAGAACAACAAGAGACCCAGGAUGGAGCUCGAGGGAGAGAAUGGUGACGGUGAUGCCGUCGAAGGCAGUGGAGAUAACGUCAAUAACAAUGGUGGGAGUAAUGGCGUUACGAGUGAUCUCUAUACAAAGGGCAAUUCUCGGUGCUCGUACGGGGGUUGUAAGUUUAAGGCCAUGGCACUCACGAACUACUGUCACCUGCAUAUUAUCAAUGACAAGAAGCAGAAGCUCUACAAGGCUUGUGAGUACGUCAUCAAAAGAGCUCAAUCAGGACCAAUAACUUGUAGCAGGCCAACACUUGCGUCAACUGUUCCUUCACUGUGUAACAUGCACUUCCUAAAAGCCCAAAAACAUGUUGCUCGCGCUUUGAAGGAUGCUGGUCUGAAUGUUUCUUCAUCAAGCAAGGUUCCGCCGAAGUUCCAUGUCAUAGUUGCCGCUUUUGUACAUCACAUUCAAGAAAAAAGGAAAUCUGCGAUGAAGGAGAGUAAGCUUGAAAGUGUGGUGAAAGAGGAACAUGCAAGCUGAAUCCAGCCAUGAGUCUGUGCAGAAUUAGUUCAUGACUAUUGACUUCAUUCGUGGUGCAAAGUUGUGCAGAAAUGCUAGGUGAGGAAAUUUAUUAGUUGACCAUUUCAUUUCGACUGGUUUAUCAUCUGACAAUGUCUGUUAUCUGAGAAAAGUUUAUUUUUUUUUUACUAGAGGUAGAUAUUGGAUAGAAUAGUCUUAGUGGUAAAAGUUUCUCCUUAGAUUCUGGAUGUAUGGAUCAAUGAAUUGUCGUCACUUUGGGGUAAAUAACAAGAUAAACUCAUCUUCUAAAUUGUCCAUUCCCUCUAUUCCUGCCCUGUUCAACUUUUUUUCUUCCCUGAAGUGAACUCAGCUUCUUGGAGUAUUUUUCUUUUCCCAUUGCUUACUACUUUUUUCCAAACAGCCUUCAUCAUUUUUUUGGACAGGACGGAAUUGCAAUCUUUUGUACUGGACUUGAGCUUGUUCAUUGUUGUAUGGGGAUUAGCUGAAGUGAACAUGGAUCCAGUCAGUGUCUUAUUUGAGCAUGGAAGUAACCACACUGCCACUUAGUUGUGGCUAAGCCAUACGCCCAACAUAAGCCUUGGGAUCUGUUGUUAGAACUUAGCUUAGAUCUUUAGUGCAAGGAGAAAUCUGCUGUCCAUAUAGAUUCGUAUGGGCACAGCCCUGAUUUCUUGUCCUUUCCAUUCUCUCUGUGUUCUUCGAAUGAUGAGCAGAAACCCUAAUCCAGAAGUCACAUGAAGACUCUUCUCUUCUGAUUCCUCUGCAGCUGCGUUCGUUUCAGGUUCUUGCGAGCAGAUCCAUCAAGAGACUGGAUUUAUUUCAGUAGAUAUAGGUUAUGAGUAGAAGACUGAAGAGUUAUGAUUCAGCUGUUGAGGUAAUGAUUCAUAGAACCAACAUGUUCUCUAUGAGCCAUCAAUGGAAAGCCCGCCUUUUCUCCA
Tarenaya hassleriana is the source of this 1944-nucleotide messenger RNA. RefSeq names its product INO80 complex subunit D-like. The record is from RefSeq and is a predicted model, not a curated record. Bases 128 to 1009 code for a protein of 293 amino acids. NCBI's taxonomy places the organism in Eukaryota, Viridiplantae, Streptophyta, Magnoliopsida, Brassicales, Cleomaceae. The transcript is spliced from 2 exons. Gene Ontology annotation, cellular component: NSL complex.